Sphaeroforma arctica JP610 is the source of this 1239-nucleotide messenger RNA. RefSeq lists its product as hypothetical. Bases 1 to 1239 code for a protein of 412 amino acids. NCBI's taxonomy places the organism in Eukaryota, Ichthyosporea, Ichthyophonida. The transcript has 2 exons. Gene Ontology annotation, biological process: response to oxidative stress. Gene Ontology annotation, molecular function: heme binding; peroxidase activity. The record is from RefSeq and is a predicted model, not a curated record.
AUGGAGCAACCAGGACUCACUGCACUUCACAAACUCUUUGCAUGGGAGCACAAUCGUCUUGCCGAAUUAAUACAUGAUGAACUCUAUCCGAGAUUUUCAGUCGAUGAGCCUGAUACAACCGACCUGAAUCGCAUUUUUGAUGAGGCCAGAUUGGUGGUGGAGGCUACUAUGCGGAAAAUUACAUAUGAGGAUUGGCUUCCGGCACUCUCAGGCCGAAAGUUGAAACAGAAUGAUGUUGAUUACAUUAACCUUAAUGUAUCUCCAAACAUCAUGACAAUUUUCAGUGGUGCUUUCUUCCGAGUUGGGCACACCAUGGUAAACAACGAGUUUUGGCGAUUCGACACAGGAAACGGAAAUGUCAAUCGGAACGGUGGUGGUGGUGGUCGCCAAGAUGAUGACGCCAAGGUGAUGAUGGACGCCAAGGCGGUGAUGGUCAACGAAGACCACGAAAACGUCGCGCGCUUGAACAAAGACCUAAUGGACCACGGCCACAGAAUUCUGACGGUGGGGGCGGUUCUGACCACCAUGAAUAUUGAUCCUAUCCUGGCUGGAUUAGUCUACCAGCCAAACCAAGCCAUCGACACGUUGGUAGUGCCGGCAUUGCGUAGUCACUUAUUCGAAUUCAAUCUGGCGCUUGUAGAUGGUACGCAUACUACUGCAUUCGACCUGGUUGCUCGUAAUAUCCAGCGAGGUCGGGAUUUGGGUAUAGACAGCUACGUUGACGUACGAACUGGGCUCCUAGGCUCUUUUGUUAAUGCUGUCACCAGCUGGGAGGAUAUCACACAAAAUGGGCAUACCAUUCAGAAGCUGAAGAAUCUAUACGGUGAGACUGGGUGGGGCAAGUUGGAUCUGUACGUAGGCAUGUUGCUAGAGCGACACGAACAAGGGUCUAGUUUGGGUCGCACCUUGCGUGCAGGUAUCGAGUUGCAAUUCUCUAUUCUGCAACAGGGCGAUUGUCUUUGGUAUACUAAGACACUGAGAACAUGCGGAGCCGGGAUCCCUCUCUUUGACGAGAAAUUGGCCAUUCUCACAGGGAGUCGUACGUUGGCGGGUGUUUUGCGAGAUAACACUGGACUUGAUGUUGCUCCUAACUAUAAUGACUUCCAAACCAGGCAUAGCCAGGGCGCGCAAUCCAGCCUGCACCACAAGGCAUGUCUGCCCGCGAUCUGUAUGAUCCUCAGGAACCUACACUCUUGCAGCUGCAGCCCAACUUCCCAGCUAAGGCACUGCCUUGAAUAG